Lathyrus sativus (Indian pea) is the source of this 1200-nucleotide messenger RNA. The record is from the annotation of a GenBank genome assembly. Lineage: Eukaryota; Viridiplantae; Streptophyta; Magnoliopsida; Fabales; Fabaceae.
AUGGACUUUCAAAGAUUAUAUGGCUUUUGCAACACACUCAAAAGUAGAUUGGAGGUGCUAGAGAGAGAGAAGCUGGAGAGAGAUAAGUUGGAUAGAGAGAAGAUAGAGAGGCAAAAAACCGAAGAAGUGGCCGAGAAAGAACAACCUGAACAAGUGUCAAACAACUUGCAACAGCCUGAAAAAGGGACACAGGGCCUGCAACAACUUGAAGAUGUGGUAGAGAGGCAACAACCUGAACAAGUUUCAAAGAGCUUGCAACAGCCUAAAAAAGGGACACAGAGGCAAGAGUUAAGUGAUAAAGGUUCUUGCAACCCUGGAUCAUUUGGUAAUAUUCCCGAGGGUCUCCUUCCUGUUAAUAUAUAUUUAUCAUCCCCGAGUCGGUGUUUGGUUGCUCGUGGCAAACUAUAUAACACCAAAGGUAACACAAUGCACGGCAUGACGUUACCACCUGGAUAUGUCAAGGUUAAUAUCGAAGUUGCUAUUGUGCCAAAUGCUCAAUUGCCUAUAUCUGUUGAAGGUGGUGAUGUAUCGAUGGUUGGUCAGGCAAUAGGAACAAUUGUGCCAUGGCCAAUGAACCUUCUUGAAUUUGUUGCUGAACGUGAAAAGAAUCCUGAUCAAUCCCAAAACAAAGUUAAGAAUACCCAACGAAGUGUUGAUUUUGUUUCGUCACCUAACAAAAGCAACAUAAAAUUCAAAAUUGAAGAGUCUCCUAGAGUUGGCGGUUCAACCAAUCUUGUAAAUUUACCUUUCCUUGAUAUGUAUGUGAAAAAGAUGAUGAGGGUUGGAUCGUUAAUUCAAAUAAAAAUGGAGGAAAGUAUAUUUGGUGAGGAGUUUAUAGAGCAUCUACGUGUAGAGAGUAUAAAAGAGAUUCUUGAUCACAAUUGGUUAAUUGCCUCUGUUAUCACUGUAUUUUCCAGGUAUUUGUAUGACAAGUUUAUCAGUCCAAAUGGAUUAAUAAAUAAGUUCUCCUUCAUAUCCCCACAUGUAUCAAGGGAGGAUAAUCUAGGAAAUGCUAUAGCAAAAAUACUUCUGAAAGAUGAGGAGUACUUCAAGGAUAAGAUGAUUCUUGCACCUUGCAAUCUAGGGAAACAUUGGGUACUACUUGUCAUCAAUCUCGAUGCUGAGGUGAUAUAUUACAUGGAUUCGUUGAAUGGUGAACCAACUAAACAUCAAAAUUUAAAAACCAAGUUUGAGAAGUAA